AUGGCCUCUACAAUCCCCAUCAAGGUGAAGCACAAUGGCAAGCUGCACGACAUCCAGCUCGACCCCUCGCAGCCCGCCACGGCGUUCAAGCAGGCGAUCUACGAAAAGACCGGCGUGCCCUCGGACCGUAUGAAGGUCAUGGUCAAGGGUGGCAUGCUCAAGGACGACCAUGAUCUGACCAAGAUCGGUGCGCGACCGGGGCAGACGUUCAUGGUGAUCGGCACGGCGGGUGAGCUGCCCAAAGCCCCUACGGGUCCCAUCACGUUCAUCGAGGAUCUCACCGACUCGGAGCUGGCGCUUGCGACCAAGUCGCGGGUUGGGCUGACGAACCUCGGCAACACAUGCUAUCUGAACUCGACGCUACAGGUGCUACGUGCGAUUCCGGAGCUGCAGACUGCGCUGGGUCACUUUGACGGCAAUCUGGGCGGUGCCGAUGGCGAGAGGAAUCUGACGGCUGCUUUGCGGGAUCUGUACAAGAACCUUUCGCAAACUACAGAGCCUUUCCCGCCCUUCGCCUUCCUCACCAUCCUCCGCCAAGUCGCGCCGCAGUUUGCAGAGAUGACGCGCGACGGUCACGGUUUCGCUCAGCAGGACGCCGAAGAGGUGUGGGUGCGCAUCGUCCAAGCCCUCCAGAACAGCCUGCACGGUCUCGCCCCCUCUUCCGAGGCCGGGGCUGACGCAUCGCGCAAGUUCGUCGAGCAGUAUCUCACCGGUCACAUGGUCAUCAAGCGCUCUUCCGCCGAGGCGCCCGACGAACCCGCCUCGCUCAGCAAAGACCCCUUUUCGAUCCUCCAAUGCAACAUCUCGUCCACCACCAACGAGAUGUCCUCCGGCAUCCUCGACAGUCUCAACCAGCAGAUCGAAAAGACGUCCUCCAGUCUCAACCGCACUGCGGUGUACGACGAGACGUCGCGGAUCGAUCGACUGCCCGCCUACCUCGCCACCCACUUUGUGCGCUUCUACUGGCGACGCGAUAUCAACAAGAAGACCAAGAUCAUGCGCAAGGUCAAGUUCCCCUUUGUGCUGGAUGCGACACCGUUUUUGACGGAUGAGUUGAAGGCCAAGGUGAAGGAGACGAAUGUGACGAUCCAGAAGAUUGAGAAGGAUCGGGAUGAACGGGCCAAGAUUCGGAAGCGGGCGGUGGCACGGAGGGUGGCGGAGGAGAAGGCGGCGCGGGAGGCCAAGGCCGGUGCUCCCCAGGAGGAUGUGGCCAUGACCGACGCUACCACUGCCCCGUCUACGGAAGGGGAGGGGAAGGAAGAUUCGAAACUAGGUCAGGCCCUAUCGGAGGAGGAAGAACUAGCCGAACGAGCCAAGGAACGAGAAACCAUCCGAUCCACCAUUCACCCGGACCUUCUUGCCGAUACGGGGUGCAACCCUUCCGCGCUGUACGAGCUGGUCGGCGUCGUCACCCACAAGGGAGCAGCCGCCGAUGCAGGACACUACAUCUCCUGGGUCCGACGCGAUCUUGAGGAGGAAACCGAACACGCCCUUGCCGGCUCCCCUGCCAAGGGCAAGAACAAGGAGAAGUUGGACAAGACAGAAGCCGACGAAGAAUGGUACAAGUUCGACGACGAUAAAGUCAGCCUGGUGGGACGGGACAAGAUCACCGCCCUCGACGGUGGGGGUGAGGACAGCGUCGCUUACAUCCUCCUCUACCGGUCCAAACAGUUGUAG
Molecule: messenger RNA, 1677 nt
Organism: Kalmanozyma brasiliensis GHG001
Lineage: Eukaryota; Fungi; Basidiomycota; Ustilaginomycetes; Ustilaginales
Product: Ubiquitin domain protein
Exons: 1
Coding region: 1-1677 (558 amino acids)
Biological process (GO): regulation of proteasomal protein catabolic process; protein deubiquitination; proteasome-mediated ubiquitin-dependent protein catabolic process
Molecular function (GO): cysteine-type deubiquitinase activity; protein binding; proteasome binding
Source: RefSeq, a predicted model, not a curated record